AUGGAGCUUACUGGCUUGAAAGGUGAUGGCUGUGGUGAACAAAUCAAUCCUCCAGAUUUUAACAAAACGUUCAAGAUUAACAUGGCGGAAAUUACAGUUUUCAACCGAGAUAUUUAUAAUCUUGUUCAAGAUCUUGAAAUAAUAAUAGGCAUGGCUAAGCAUUUGCCGAGGCAGAAUCAGAGAGUAUAUCAAGCUUUAUUUACAGCUAAUCAUGCUGUCAAUAUUUGUUCUGAUCGGAAGGAAGAUUCUGUAAAGACGGCAUUACAGGUAACAAAAGCGUUUCUAGCUGAAAAGAAUGGCGGAUCUCAACAUACAAUCCAUGCGAUGGGUCACUGUCAUAUAGACUGUGCAUGGCUAUGGAGAUACGAUUGCACAAUUAGGAAAUGUGCUAGAAGUUGGAGUUCAACUUUGUUGUUGAUGGAACAAUAUCCAGAUGUCACUUUUACGUGUUCCCAGGCGCAACAGCACCAGUGGGUAAAAGACAAAUAUCCUCAGCUAUACAAGAAAAUACGCGAAGCCAUAAAAUCCGGCAAAUUUAUACCAGUAGGUGGCAGUUGGGUUGAAAUGGAUGGAAAUUUACCAAGCGGGGAAUCAUUCGCAAGACAAUUUCUGUAUGGGCAACGAUUCUAUCAAGAGGAAUUUGGUCGUAAAUGUACUGAGUUUUGGCUUCCUGAUACCUUUGGCUAUACUGCACAGCUACCACAGAUGGUAAAAUCAGCUGGCAUGACUAGGUUUGUCACCCAGAAGCUUUCUUGGAAUGCAGUAAAUAAAUUUCCACAUCACACAUUUAUAUGGGAAGGUAUUGAUGGCACAGAGAUACUGUCACAUUUUCCCCCUGGUAACAAUUACCAUAUGCUUGGCCAUGUGCACGAGGUUGUGAUGACAGUGAACAACUUUGAGGACAAAGGUCGAUCUAACUCAUCUAUGUAUCUCUAUGGAUACGGUGAUGGGGGAGGUGGUAUCACUGAAAAUCAGAUUGAAAGAAUUCACAGAAUGAGUGAUGUUGAUGGCCUUCCAAGGAUGGUAAUGUCUUCACCUGCCAAAUAUUUUGAAUAUGUUGAACAAAAUGAAAAGGACAACUUAUGUCGAUGGACAGGAGAAUUGUUUUUGGAGUUUCAUCAAGGCACAUACACAUCACAAGCUAAGACGAAAUUGGCAAACCGUAGAUGUGAACAGUUGUUGCAUGAUGUGGAAUUUUUGUCCUGCAUUUCGCUGUUAGAAAGUUCUACUUUUAGAUACCCCAAGGAAAAACUGAACAGCAUUUGGAAAAAUGUAUUGUUAAAUCAGUUCCAUGAUGUUCUGCCUGGUAGUUCCAUUCAAGCAGUAUACGACGAUGCAAUGAAGAUUUACAAAGAAUCGAUAGAAAAUCUUAAUUGGUUAAAAGUCGACGUUAUAAAACAUAUUGAAAAGGUGUUGUUGAAACCAGAAAAUACUUCAACAGUACGUCGAGUAUUUAACAAAUAUUGUUGGGAAAGAACUGAAGUUAUACCGAUCGAGAAAAAUGAUAAGUUAUCGAAUAACGGAACAGUUCAAGAAAUAAAGAAUGGUACUUCAUUAGUGAGCGUGUCAGUCCCAGCAAACGGAUACAUUGACUUGAUUAAUACCAACACAAUAAAGAAUCCAGUUUCUGUCCGCAAGGAUGGUGACCAUUUCAUUUUGGAGAAUGGAAUUAUUAAGGCUCAGAUUCUAAAGAAUGGUAAUGUCAAAAGCAUUAUGUUUAAGAAAAAUUCACGGGAAACAAUUAAAACGGAUUGUGUAGGAAACCAGUUCGUAUUAUAUGAUGAUGUACCAAAUAAAUGGGAUGCUUGGGAUGUCAAUCAUUUUCACUUAGAAACAAGAACUGUUUUGAACAACGUACAGGAAGAAGCCUGUAUUUCAGAAAGAGGGCCUUUACAAGCCUCGAUAGAGUUUCAGAUAGGAAUAUCACAAAACAGCACAAUUAAACAAGUAAUCAGUUUAGAUGCAGACAGUCCAUAUCUUAAAUUCAGUACAACAAUUAACUGGUAUGAAAAUCGAAAGUUUUUGAAAGUCGAAUUCCCUGUAAAUGUUCGAAGCGAUGAGGCAGCAUAUGACAUUCCUUUUGGCUUUAUAAAGAGGACAACAAGACCAAAUACUUCGUGGGAUUGGAGCAAGUUUGAGGUAUGUGGACAUAAAUGGGCAGAUCUGUCCGAAUAUGAUUGGGGAGUUGCUAUUAUUAAUGACUGUAAAUACGGACAUAUGAUACAGCACGACGUCAUUUGUUUGUCUUUAUUAAAAGCAGCAAAGCAACCGGAUCCUGAAGCAGAUAUGGGAACGCAAACAUUUUCUUAUGCUGUCAUGCCUCAUACAGGAAGUUUUCAGUCAGCCCUUGUACAACAAAUUGCUUGCAACUUCAACAACCCUGUGACAGCUACAAUGACAACUGGAUGUCCUUCUUCCAAGACAUAUAUGGAAAUAUCACCAUCUGGUAUUAUUCUAGAAACAAUCAAAAUGGGUGAGGACGAUAUGAAAAGCAUAGUUCUGCGAAUGUUUCAAUCAUAUGGUGGCCGAACAGAAACUUCCUUGAAAUUCAAUUUUAAGGUCAAAACAGCAUUCAGAUGCAAUAUCUUAGAAGAGAAAGAAGAAAAACUGGACAUUCGUCAGAAUAGAAUUUCCAUAUUUGUCAAACCGUUUGAAAUUGUAACAUUACUUUUGCAUUUUUAGGAAUGUUUAAUUACUCUUAGAUUAAUAAAGUAUUCUUUCUAUAAUGAUGCAACAGCUAUUAACCUUAAUUGGGAUAGAGGAUUUAGUACAGUCGUGUUUUUUUUUUUUUUUAUUUUCUUUUAUCAAUUAAGGUAAUGUAAUGUUAUUAAAUAUAUGAAGACUGUUCAGUUAUGUAGAUACAAUGGAUACGCGUGGAUUCUUGAAAAAGAAACCAUGAGCCCGGAGGGCGAAUGGUUUGUUUUUCAUGAAUCUACGCUUAUCCAUUGUAUCUAUAACUUAAACUAUUGUGUUAAUUACUUUUCAAAAUUAAAGCCUUUUCUUAAUUAGAAGGUAUUGUAAGUGAGUUUAAAUAACCAUGUUAUCGUGUCCAACGAUGUAUUGAUAAAUCUCAGAUCACAACUAAUUGGUUAACAAAAUACAAAUAUAGCACUUCUACUUUUAAAGAUCUUUAUAUUAUCAGGCAUCUGAAUAUUAUCUGUUUUUACAAAAUAAGACAUAUUCGAACUAAUUUCUAAUAAAAUUGAGAAUGGAAAUGCGGAAUGUGUUAAAGAGACAACAGCCCGACCAAAGAGCAUAUAUUAAGUAUAUAUAAUAAGUAUGUUACCGAAAUUUCUAGCACUCUAGGCACAUCACGAUUUUCUCGCAUAGGAAUUUGCGAACAAACAUUUGUAAAAUUAU
Molecule: messenger RNA, 3360 nt
Organism: Mytilus californianus (California mussel)
Lineage: Eukaryota; Metazoa; Mollusca; Bivalvia; Mytilida; Mytilidae
Product: alpha-mannosidase 2C1-like
Exons: 25
Coding region: 1-2682 (893 amino acids)
Biological process (GO): oligosaccharide catabolic process; mannose metabolic process
Molecular function (GO): carbohydrate binding; alpha-mannosidase activity
Source: RefSeq, a predicted model, not a curated record